UAAGACCAGGAGCAGGGGUCAGUUACAGUGAAGACGGCGCAAGUUGCGAACAGACCCUCUAGAAGUUGGUACCCGGGUUCCGCUCCAGCCUCUGAGGAGAUCCCAGCUCUCCCACUUCGGCCACGGCGGGUCUUGGAAUCCCAGGGAAUAGCAGGCGGAUGGAGAGGAGGAAAUCUCCGCCGGUCACUGGGAAUCCGGGCUUUGUGUGGCUGGUUCUCAGCUUGUCGCUCUCUGUCACCAUUGGCCGUCGCUGCCCAAAUAGUUUGCAACAUGUUGUGGCGGCAGUUCAGGACACCAACCUUAUAAAGUCAUUCCCCAAGGACUACAAAGUGUGGGUCCACGUAACUUCCAAUGACUUGAAUGCCACAGCCUGUGCCUACACAGUACUGGCCCUGCUUAAGAGAGACUGGCAAGCCCUGAAGGAGAAUGUCUGGGAGGGGCAGGAGAACUGGAAGCUUAUCGAGUGGAUACUGAAAGGACUGGACGAUCUGAAUUUGAAGGAAAAGAACGAAACCUGUACACGGCAGGAGCCAGUCUCGAAGCUGAUUAGUGUCACUCUGCAGGCCCUUGACCUUCUCAAGAGAUCCCACUGCAGCCCCUGCAACAACUGGGCUGGCCGCUGGUGCCCCCGGGACAGGGCAGCCACAGGGGAUGAUGUUCAUCAGGUGCCUCUGGUAACACCACUCCUGUCAGAUGACCGUGCUGGGGUGAAGAUUGACAUAGAAGGCAGCACAGGCAGCCCCAGACCGAGGAGGACUGGCCCCAGCCGCCGCACCCCUGGCUCUGAGGAGGAUGAAGAGAAUAGCAUAUCCCGGAACCCCUCACUGACUCCCACCUCCCACAGUGGCAACGGCACGCUCUGUACCUUGGCUCACAGCUGUCUCUUCGGGGCACCCAGAAGGCAGCCCUUCUGCCGGAAGUUAUUGCAGCAGUGGAGGAUUCUGGCUCAGGAGCUCCGGCGGGUGCGCCAAGGGAGGAAGGGACAACUUGUUGCCCGACUUGUCCUCCGUGGGAGGGAGUAGAUAAGUCAGGGCUGGCCCGGGGUAUGUGUGACACAGAGGGGGUGUGGGUCAGCAAACUGCUAAACGUGCCCUGCUUGACCCACUCAUCCCUGCCCCUUCACCACCACCGUCUCUGUGGCUCCUUAACAUCUCUAUCUGAUCCUUAGCCCCUUGCCCCACCUCUCAACAUCCUCCCCACACUUCCCUACCCAUGAACCCUUUGUCCCUGCUCUAGCCUCCCACCCACCGAUGCCCCUUCACCCCUCAUCCUUCCCCUUUAACCUUUUGCCCUACUCCUCUUCCGAUUCCGUUAAACCCUUGCCCUGCCCCUUCACCUUUCCUUGCCAUCUUAGCCUCUCUCGCCACCCCAUUCACCCUUCUCCCCAACCCUUCAGUCCUCUCCCCACCCAUUCGCCUUUCUCUCCAUGCCUUCACCUCACCCUCCCCAGCCCCUUCGCCCCUCUCCCCAGUCCUUCAUCCCUCUCCAUGCCCCUUCACCCCCACCUCCUCCUUUCACCCUUCUCCAUGCACCUUCAGCCCUCUCCCCACCCAUUCACCUCUCUCCCUGCCCUUCACCCCUCUCUGUGCACCUUCAGCCCCUGCUUUAACCUGUUGACCAGCUAGAACUCUCGCCAUUACAAUGCAUGACCACCAUCACUAUUUUAAUCCCUCUCCUUGUCUGCUCCCCUCCGCUGGGGUGAGAGCGAUCCUCUCCACACCCUUCCCACGGUGCUGCCUCACACAAUAGGAAGAAGUUGGAAUAGUUCUCUAACACCCCCUCCACCCCCACAACUUACUUGCAGCAUUUCCUUGUGAAUCUCACAACGAGAAGGAAACACCGCAAAUGAGGGGAGGUGACCAGUGAACAGGAGGAAGGAAGGAAGGAGCGAGAGAGAGAGAGAGAGAGAGGAGAGAGAGAGAGGAGAGAGGAGAGAGAGAGAGAGAGAGGAGAGAGAGAGAGAGGGAGAGGAGAGAGAGGAGAG
Messenger RNA from Mobula hypostoma (lesser devil ray), 1984 nucleotides. RefSeq lists its product as uncharacterized. The transcript has 6 exons. The coding region runs from base 159 to 1022 and encodes 287 amino acids. The record is from RefSeq and is a predicted model, not a curated record. NCBI's taxonomy places the organism in Eukaryota, Metazoa, Chordata, Chondrichthyes, Myliobatiformes, Myliobatidae.